AUGUCUUCCAUUGCUCAGCCUCAACCCAGGAGCGAUGACUCGGUACAUGAAUUCGGCAGAGACUUUCUGAGCUUUUCUGUCCAACAUGGGGUCUACUGUGUGCCUAUCGACGAGGAAGAGAUCAACCGGCAGGCCGACUUCUACGACAUCAUAUCUCGAUUGUUCGAGGGACGUACAUUCCUGCCGAUCAACCUAACUCCAGAGUUUGUCUUGGAUUGCGGCAGUGGCUGUGGUGUUGAGUGGGCCGAAGAAGUGAUGGAGAAAUCAGAGAUGGGAUCAGCAUCCUCCAGUUCCGUUGACGACGACUUUGCAUGUCAGGUUAUCGCUAUCGACAUAUACCACACCAUAGGAUCGUCGCCAGGAGUGAUUAAGAAAAGAUGGAAUCUUAACGAAGCCUUCCGAUACGGCCAGGCUGAGCUAGCCAGAGACAAGUACGACCUUAUCAACUCAAGCUUCCUGGCAGAUGGGAUCAACGCGGCCCGAUGGGCAUCGUACGUACAAGACCUACAUGGCCGACUGCAACGCAACGGCUGGCUCCAGAUGAUCGAAGCUCAGUUCCAUAUACAAUCCAACAGUGGUAGGACUCUAGAGCAUCUGUCUAGGUGGUGGACCAUCUACAGUAAUGCCCUGGAAAGGCAACGCAAAGAUCCAAGAGCUGGUGUAGACUUGUCGAGGCACAUGGUCAACGCGGGAUUUGUCAACAUCUCUUUUGAGCCGAAGCAACUUCCAAUUGGCGAGUGGCCCCAAGACCCUCGUCUGAGGGAAAUAGGGAGAGAUAUGAAGCCAAUAGCGGUACAGACUUUGAAGUCUCUCGGCGUGUAUCACUGUCGCAAUAGCGGUAUGUCAGAGAGCGACUUUGACCAACUCAUUGCAGGUUGCGAGAGGGAGUUAUUCGACGCGAGUCUGCGGCUGUAUAUCCCGUUGUUUGCCGUCUGGGGCCAGAGGACCGAUAGUGAGCAAAAGCACACCGAAGAUGGAGCCACCAGGUAUAACCCGCACUCGAAUAGACGCCUUCCUCCUCCUGUAGAUUGGGCAUGA
Molecule: messenger RNA, 1038 nt
Organism: Aureobasidium subglaciale EXF-2481
Lineage: Eukaryota; Fungi; Ascomycota; Dothideomycetes; Dothideales; Saccotheciaceae
Exons: 5
Coding region: 1-1038 (345 amino acids)
Source: RefSeq, a predicted model, not a curated record